ACUCCUCAUUACUUUCGCGCACAAACACAACUCAUCUCCGUCUUGAUCUCCGGCCUCAGCCUUUCGCCGCCGCCUGUAACCCUUCUCUCUCUGGUCAUCUCCUCCUUCCUCUAUCCACCAGCAUUGGUAAUGACCCUACCCAAAUACCGAAUCCAUUAUUUUCCUAUAAUCCUUCUCUUGUUCACGGUAUACAUUCAUUCAGAACCCGAAGAGGUAAAUGGCUUAUAGAGGGCGUGGUAGGGGACGUGGAUAUGGAGGUGGCGGCGGAUUUGGAUUCGCUAAGCAGGAACCCUUUGUCCUUUUUCCUGAGGAUGUUGUAUUACCUGAUAUAAAAGGUGUGAUGGUUGAGAAAGAUUUAAUUCGUCGAAGUAUGAUCUUGCAAAACUAUUGGAAAGCCUCUCCUUACUACCUUGAGGAGAAUGUUUCAAAGAAGGGUCAAAGCACAGAGAUAGAAAGAUUCUCUGACAGGAAGAAAAUCAAUACCACAAUAAUGAGAGAUUCACUUUCACAAAUUUUAGACCACAAAAAAUUUCCAUUGGAACUAACUGAAGGUUCGAAGGGGUGGCAGCAGUCUAGUCGAAAGAGAGUUCGAUGGAAUCCCGAUUCAGAGCUUAAAAAAUUGGAACUAUUUGAGAAGCUUGAACAGCGUGAGGCUCUAAAUGAGAAAGGAGAAAAGGAAAAGAAAGAUGGUGAAAAUGAGGAUGAAGAUGAAGAGCUAGAUGAACAAGACACUGAAGAAGAGCCCAGUGAUGAUGAUUAUAAUCAGAAUGUAGAUUUCGACGAUGAUGAAGAUGAUUUUAAUGUGGAAGAUGAUGGUGGAGAUGAUGAUGUUUACUAGUGGCUUCAUCAAGAAUGUCCUUUUGGAGAGUAUUACUUAUCCCAACAUACAAUAACUACCUUUUUUUCCUUCUGCUUGAUAGUUGUAAAUAUACUUGAUUCGCCAUUUUAGAAUCUUAUUCUAACAGAUGAUGGGGGGAAAAGUAAUUUAAGCUAUUGCCAUUCUUAAUUUUGUAACUCUUUGUUUUUGUUUUUUUUUUUUAAUUAAGAUAUGGAAGAACUUGAACUUGUAACCUAUACAUUUGAUUUGAGUAUGAUGUUACCAAUGA
Molecule: messenger RNA, 1106 nt
Organism: Humulus lupulus (European hop)
Lineage: Eukaryota; Viridiplantae; Streptophyta; Magnoliopsida; Rosales; Cannabaceae
Exons: 9
Coding region: 218-838 (206 amino acids)
Biological process (GO): transcription by RNA polymerase III
Cellular component (GO): RNA polymerase III complex
Source: RefSeq, a predicted model, not a curated record